Molecule: messenger RNA, 4486 nt
Organism: Microtus ochrogaster (prairie vole)
Lineage: Eukaryota; Metazoa; Chordata; Mammalia; Rodentia; Cricetidae
Gene: Cpm
Product: carboxypeptidase M
Biological process (GO): peptide metabolic process; protein processing
Molecular function (GO): zinc ion binding; metallocarboxypeptidase activity
Source: RefSeq, a predicted model, not a curated record
UAUCUCGGAAGAAGGAGCGUGAAGCUCAGGACAUGGACCUCGCGGUCCUGUGGCUGGGGCUUCUUCUGCCGGUCGUGACCGCCCUGGAUUUCCGAUACCACCACCAGGAAGAGAUGGAGGCGUUCCUAAAGAGCGUUGCCCAGAACUACAGUUCGAUCACGCACUUGCACAGCAUCGGGAAAUCUGUGAAAGGUAGAAACCUGUGGGUUCUCGUUGUGGGGCAGUCUCCAAAGGAACACAGAGUUGGCAUUCCAGAAUUCAAAUACGUGGCUAAUAUGCAUGGGGAUGAGACUGUGGGGCGAGAAUUGCUGCUCCACUUGAUCGACUACCUGGUGAGGAGUCACGGGAACGAUGCCGACAUCACACAUCUGAUCAACAGCACUCGGAUCCACAUCAUGCCUUCCAUGAACCCAGAUGGAUUUGAAGCCGUCAAGAAGCCCGACUGUUACUACAGCAAUGGGAGGGAAAAUUUCAACAAUUAUGACCUAAACAGAAACUUCCCUGAUGCCUUUGAAAGUAAUAACGUGUCAAAGCAGCCAGAGACACUGGCAGUCAUGAAGUGGCUGAAAACCGAGACGUUUGUCCUCUCUGCAAAUCUCCAUGGGGGUGCCCUGGUGGCCAGUUACCCCUUCGAUAACGGCGUGCAAGCUACGGGGACGCUGUUGUCCCGAAGUCUAACUCCAGAUGAUGACGUUUUUCAACACCUCGCAUACACCUAUGCUUCCCGGAAUCCCAAUAUGACCAAGGGAGACCAGUGUAAGAACAAGCGGCACUUCCCCAACGGUAUCAUUAACGGGUACUCCUGGUACCCGCUGCAAGGUGGAAUGCAAGAUUACAACUACAUCUGGGCCCAGUGUUUUGAAAUCACGUUGGAGCUGUCGUGCUGCAAAUACCCUCGAGAAGAGAAGCUGCCGCUGUUCUGGAGUGAUAACAGAGCCUCUUUGAUUGAAUAUAUAAGACAGGUGCACCUAGGUAUAAAGGGUCAAGUGUUUGAUCAGAGUGGAAAUCCAUUGCCAAAUGUAAUUGUGGAAGUCCAAGACAGGAAACACAUCUGCCCGUUUCGAACCAACAAACUUGGAGAAUACUACCUGCUUCUCUUGCCAGGGUCCUACGUCAUCAACGUGACAGUCCCUGGACAUGACCCACACCUCACAAAGCUGACUAUUCCAAGGAAAUCCCAGACCUUCAGCGCUCUUAAACAGGAUUUUCACCUCCCGUUGCGAGGGCGUCUGGAUCCCAUGCUCGUGUCAGAGCCUUCAUGCCCGACGAUUCCUCUGUACAAACUAAGGCCAAACCGCUCGGCGGCAACAAAGCCUAGUUUGUUCCUAUUCUUCGUGAUUCUUUGGAACGUAUUUUUCAAAUAAAGUAAACUGUGAAACUCAAGCCCCAUCACCGCCUAGAAUCAGGGAUUGGUUACUCCAGGUUAGGGCAACUGUCCCUCUUGUGAGACCGCAGUGGGAUAAACUCCACUGUUUUCCCCAAGAGGAAGAAAACUGGGUGUUUCCAAGCUCAGCGGUGACAAAGGCGAUCUUCAGUCUGGACAAAUGGGGGCCGCUGCCUCGCAAGAGCCGCCCACAUACAUGCCAUCCAGACUAGUCCCGGAAAUCUGUAAGAAACUCGAAAGGCAAAACAGACAUCCCUAGAAGGAAAAAAAGUUAAUUUUUAUACACAGAAACCCAAAUGGAUGGACGCUUCCUGGUUACCCACGAUGUACGACCUUCCCAUGGUGCCAUUUGUAAAGACCUGGUACUACGCAUAAGGGGUUCUCCCCAAAGGAAGAAAUUUCUAGAUAACAGAACUAAGGACGUCUACUCUUCCGGUGUUCUAAGGGGAAAAGAGAGGAAAUGUGUGUACGGAGCGGAACACAUGAGGUGGCCUCUGUCUCCCAUGCCAGUGUCCUUGCCUCCCUGCACCCGGUGCUGCAGUCCUGUUAAGAUGGCGCCCCAUACGCCAUCCUAGUCUUUAGCCUGAGUCCCAGAUGCGUGCCAGGCUGCUCACUAGACACAGCGCCUGGGUACGGCCCGUGUGAACCUCACCUCGUCACUGAAGGCUGCUGUUUGAAUCCAUCCCAUCCUCUUCCUCACUGCUGACCCAGCUCCACGGUCUCCUGCUCCUGGGUAUCUCUUUACCAGGUCCAUCUUCCACACAGCACUGGAAGAGGGGCCACAUCUUGUUUCCCACUCAGUAAAAGCGCGUUCCACGCAUCAUCACCUGGGAGCCUUGCCAUUCCUAGCCCGUGUAGCUCCAGGCCUCCGGACCCUUCGAACGCACUGGUUGUCUUAUCACUUUACAGCAGCCGUCUGCUUCGUGCUGGCCUUCUCUAGGACAUGAGCUCUCUGAAGCCAGGAUCUGCUUGUUGGGAAAGUCCACUCCUGUAUCCUCAGAGCCUAGCACAAAAUAGGAAAUAAAUGGUUGGGGGAGGUGUUUCAGCCACCUGCUACAGACCUUACCAGAACUGUAGGGAUUUGAGCAGUUUUAUGAAAUUAAGUUUUAUAUUUCGCAACAUCCAGCUCACUUAUGUGUACACACACAUGCAAACACACACAGAGAGAGAGAAAGAGAGAGAGUCUUUUCAUGGAUACGUCAAGAAGAACAUUCCAGAGAUACGGGAGCAAGUGCGUACACACAUGCAAACACACACAGAGAGAGAAAGAGAGACUUUUCAUGGAUAUGUCAAGAAAAACAUUCCAGAGAUACAGGAGCAAGUGCGUAAUGCUGCCCAGAGGACGAUUGCUCGCUGUUAGCCACACUGCGCACUGCACACUAGAACAGAGAGAAAAAUUCAUACAAUCAGUUUGAAGUAGAAAUACCACCUAUGGAAGAAAAUUUAUGCUAACUCAUUGCAAGAAUUAAGAGAUCCCAGCACUCAGGAUCAGGCGACAGAGGCAGGGGGAUCUCUGAAUUUUAGGCCAGCAGGGCUACACAGCAAGAGACACUGUCUCAGAAAUAGAUAAGUAGAUGAAUAAGGAUAAAGCUCAAACGGAAAAACCAAGCAGCAGCUCUGGUGUGCGGGUUCCUGGAUGCUGUGCGUUUCCCAUGGUGAUUGCAUCACCUGGUGAGACUUUGUGGGGCUUGGCACAUGGUGAAGGCUUGAGAUCUAACAGACUGAAGAGACACACAGGCAUCUUGAUGCCGUUUCUUGGUGCCAAACUUAUUCUAUAUUUUAAUAUCAAUAGUAUUUGUAGUUUUUAAUCACUUCAAAAUUUGAAAAUAGCGUGAAUAUCUGGAAAGCAUAUAUUAAUAGUUCAGGAAGUGGUUUGGUAUAGCACAUUUAAAGUAGAGAAGACUAAGCCAGGUGUGGUAGCUGAUGCCUGUAAUCCUAGCUCUUGGGAGGAAAGUCAAGACAAGCCUGGACUAUAAGUGAGACCCAUCUUAGACAAAAACAAAUUUGUAAGUGCAGACUUGGUUUGCCAUCAGGUUGGGGUGGUUCUAAAUGCAGACACCCUUUCCCUGGGAAGUUUUUAAAGGAAAUGAGCUAUUUUCUGAAUGGGCUCAUGGGCCGAAUAGAAAACUUGUUACCAAAAUAACUUGCACGCAGAUGUGUCUUACUGGAGACUGACUGGCCCAGGGCUUGGCGCACACAGGUAAAGUGAUCUGAGCCACAGCUACUUUUUUGUUCUGUUACUUUCUGUUUUGACACAGGGUCUCAUUAAAUUGUGUAGGCUGGACUUGGAACUCAUUGUAAUCCAAGUUGGCAUUGAAUUCAGACUGACUGCCUCAGCCUCUGGGGCAGCUAUUAUGGUCUGGACCACUAUGUCUUUCUUAAGAUAAUAUUAUUUAAAUCAGAAAUCUGUUAUCAAAACCCAGCAUAGAGUCAGUUAAACAGAGUGAGGUGUAGCUUGGUAUCAGUGUGCCUAGCCUAUACCAAGUCUUGGGUUCAGUCCCCACUAACUACUCCCAUCCUCAAGACAAAACAUGACCGUGAAAUUAUUCCCUGGUCUGGGUCCUCAGAUCCCAGCUCCUGCUCCUGUGUGUCCUCUAGACUGGUGGAUACACUUUGAGGUUCCCAAUUCAGGUGUAACCCCUGUACAGAGACGUGAAAGAGCAGGGUGAUGGGGACCCCUGCUCCACCACGCUCCUGACUAUUGGGCACAGACCACAUUUCGGUGCUCCUCCAGGUAGAGAAAGCACAGCUAGUAUUUGGGUAACUGCUUUGAAGGCAGUACACCUUAUUAAAGGUGAGCUGAAAACUGAAAUACUGGUUAGCAAGAAUCAUGUCAUUUUCAAGGAAACUUUAACAAGUUCGCCCGUGCGCCUAUUCAAACAGAGGUGGGUGAAAUUCCAGCACUCAGGAGGCAGAGGUAGGUGGGUGUCUUGAGUUUAAGGCUAUCCUGGUCUACGUAGUCCCAGGAUAGUCAGAGCUAUAAAUAGAGACCCUGCCACACACACACACGCGCGCACACCAAGAUGAGUGGAUGGUGGGGUGUCUAGAGAAACACAAGCUGGUGCUUUGCUUUUCAACCAAUAAACUGCUGAGCGACUUGGA